CUAUUAAGCAUGAGCAGUUAAAGUUCUUCUAGAAACUCUGCUGUCAAAGCAACAUUAAAGGUGUAUUCUGAAAUGAGAGAUGAUUAAAGUUGUAAAUUAGCCAUGAGAUUUACAUAAUUAAAAAUAGUUCUUGCUACUCAUAAAAUACUUGGAUAUUGUCAUAAAGUCAAAUCUAUGAGAUUAUAACAUUAUUUCGAUGUUUUGCUUUUAACAAAGACAUAAAAUACUCUUUCUAUCCCUAUUAUAAAUAAACCUUAAUAAGUUUAAAUGUAAUAUUUGACACCUCCAACAAAAAAGAAAAGUGUUAAAUUUUAACCAAAAUGUUCCAUAGCUUCUUGUCUAGUCUUAAAAUCUAUUAUGAAUAAACAUGUUCGUAGAUAUUUCACUAUUUUACAAUAUAAUCAAAACUUAAAAAUCAGGUAAAACUCUUUUAAUAAUAUUUUAUUCCAGUUAUUUAGAAAAAAGCAAACUUAGAACUUUGGAAUUCUCAAAAAAAAACAUUUAUAAUCAAAGACGUUUAGAAGAAUUAGUUUAAUAAUUAAUAAAAAAAUCAAUUCAAUUUAAUUCGAGGUUUUACUAAAUGUUCUAAACUAUAUAUACAAUACUAAUAUUCCUUCUCAAUAAGUAAGUUUAUUGGAUUCUGAGUUUUCUUAAUAGUAAUAAAUGACAUAAGGACAUAAUCAUGAUAUUCAUGAGCAUGAAAUAAAUAAUUAAAUGAUGAGUGCGAAAGAAUAAUUAGCAAUGAAGUUUGCUAGUACUUCAUUAUUAAUAGGGAUUUUAAGUUAAGUAAUGAUAAAAGCAUAAUUCGCAUUUUUAUUACAUUUAAGAUCUGGAUAAAACUCAAAAUAAGAUGUUCGAGAAGUUAAAUCUAUUGAUAUAAGUGAAAACUUUGAUUAAUCUUUGAUUGAAGAAGAAAAAAUAAAACCAAAAAUAAUUGCAGCUAAUUAAAUUUAUCAUUUCUUAAAUUAAUAACUCAAAAAAUAUUUCGAAUAAAUUAAUGAAGGUCCAUCAAGAAUCACUAGACCUUCAAUUAAAUUUUUUAAAGCAGAUAAAAAACAUAAAUCUUAGAAUUAGAAUUUGAAAUUAUUGAUAUUGGGACAGAAAAUAUUUAAAGAAGAUGAUCCUUAAUAAAAAAGUACAGAUAUAACGGUUAAUGAAAAAAAAGGUUCUUUUAAAGCUUUACCUGGAGUUCGUUAUGUGACAUAAUAUUCAGAUAUUUCAAAGAAUGCAUUUUCAGAUGUAAUAUUUUCAUAUUAAAAAUAUAGAGUGAAGUAACUGAAAAAUCAAUAAUUACAGAUUGUGUUAAAACAUUAGACAAUAUAUAAACUUCUGUUCUAAUGAAAAAUGAAACUAAUCAAACUCAACAACAUAGACCAAAUGAUAAAAAAGAAAAAUUAAAUUCUGCAAUUCAAUAAUUUUGUAUAUUUGAAUAUCAUUAAUUUAGUGACUCCAAAUAUGACUAAUAAAAAUUCCCCUCAAAAAGUAUCAAAAAAAACAAUUGAAUAACAAGUCGAGAAGAAAUUCUCAAAAUUACAACUUUUAUACAGUUUGCCAAUAAUUAUAAUAAUCUUCAUCGUAAUUCUGAUGAAAUGA
This is a messenger RNA of Paramecium sonneborni, 1593 nucleotides long. The record is from the annotation of a GenBank genome assembly. Lineage: Eukaryota; Ciliophora; Oligohymenophorea; Peniculida; Parameciidae.